Messenger RNA from Pseudovirgaria hyperparasitica, 418 nucleotides. RefSeq lists its product as uncharacterized. The record is from RefSeq and is a predicted model, not a curated record. Bases 103 to 339 code for a protein of 78 amino acids. NCBI's taxonomy places the organism in Eukaryota, Fungi, Ascomycota, Dothideomycetes, Acrospermales, Acrospermaceae. The transcript has a single exon.
CUGCCAAUCUCAUGCAACAAUGCAACAGAUGUAAAAGAAAUCUGACCAUUUUAAUUGGCUAGCCUUGAGAGCCGAACGCGGCGAUUAGCGCCACUGACUUGCAUGGCGGGGGAGCGGCGGAGGCCGACUAUGGCGUGGGGCAUCCGUAAAUUUGCUUCACUUGCGCGAGGUGGCCUAUUUCUGGCCGUUUGUUUUUUCACCUGGCGAUUCCAGGAUCCUCUCAUUUGGGAUUCGUGCCCAGGACGAUUUGUAUUGGAUUUUCCCUUCGUAGGUGAUUGGCAUCAAGGUGCGUCCUUACGGCGUGUAUCAACGGGCUGUACCGCUAAAUUUGGGUAUUGACGUCUGCGACAGCUUCGGAUUGAGUCAAUACGAGAUUCUUAAUUGGCGCAACUCCCCAUCCUUGGUUGUCAUCACUCAA